Cydia amplana is the source of this 881-nucleotide messenger RNA. RefSeq names its product REPTOR-binding partner (gene REPTOR-BP). The record is from RefSeq and is a predicted model, not a curated record. Bases 152 to 562 code for a protein of 136 amino acids. NCBI's taxonomy places the organism in Eukaryota, Metazoa, Arthropoda, Insecta, Lepidoptera, Tortricidae. Gene Ontology annotation, biological process: regulation of DNA-templated transcription. Gene Ontology annotation, molecular function: DNA-binding transcription factor activity. Gene Ontology annotation, cellular component: nucleus. The transcript has 4 exons.
ACGUCUAUUUACCAAAAUAUGUCAAAUGACCUUGCUAGUUUGUAAACAUUACUUCGGUAAAACAUUUUGAAAGAUUCUCAUUAAUAUUGAGGAUUUUGCAUCAAUCAAUCACUUUUUUUCGAAAACUAAGCAAUACCUGUGAGAGUACAAAAUGAACAUCGAUUUUGAAACCAUGGCAGUGCUAGAAGAGGAAUCUCAAAACGAGUCCAUAGACGGCGUAUACGGGUCGCUCGGCGCGUCGGGUCCGGAGACGGAGCGCCGCGAGAGCGGGAAGCGCGGCCGGCGGCCUGGCAGGAAGGCGCAACUCGACAAGCAGGACAUGAAAGCCAAGCUGGAGCGGAGUAGGCAGUCAGCGCGCGAGUGUCGCGCCAGGAAAAAGCUCCGGUACCAGUACUUGGAGGAGCUGGUGGCUGACCGGGAGCGCUCCGUGCUCGCUCUGAGGAAGGAGCUUGACAAGUAUUACAAAUGGAACCAAGAACUGGACCAGGGCCGUAUGCCCGAGGGUCUGGAGGCGAUGCUACAGGAGCUAGGCGUAGUCAAACAGGAGGAAAAGCCCUUCUAGGCCUGCCGAGGUUCCCUGCUAUCUCCCCCUUGGAGGAAACGAGGUAAAAUCUACCAAAAAUCUCUUUUUAACAAACCGAAGACCAUCAAAAAUCUUCGCUGGAUGCUUCAUCAGAUUUCCAAGAUUUCAUCUCUUCGUUUGGAUCCUAAAUAACACUUCCAAUUUAGUUUACUAAGAUUGAAACUCUUUGUAUGUUCAAAUUUAAAGAUCUACUCUUCAUGUAAAAUAUUUGGAUCCUAAUUUGUAUGAUUUUAAGGAGUAGAUUCGAUAUGUUUACUAAAACGUUGACCAAUUAUUUAAAAUAUUUGGAUUCUAAAUA